Messenger RNA from Brachypodium distachyon (stiff brome), 1335 nucleotides. RefSeq lists its product as uncharacterized. Bases 59 to 1132 code for a protein of 357 amino acids. The transcript is spliced from 3 exons. Lineage: Eukaryota; Viridiplantae; Streptophyta; Magnoliopsida; Poales; Poaceae. The record is from RefSeq and is a predicted model, not a curated record.
CGGCCGAUCGACAGUACGCGUCAGUACUGCCUUCGUCUUGCUCUGUUCGGAGUCGGAGAUGGGGUUCCUGAAGGAGCCGAAUUGCCGCUACAACGCCGCAUGGUUCCUCAUGGGGGCAGCUCUGCCCACGAUGCUCUUGUUCUUCCUGGCGUCCGACCGUGUGGGCGAGCAGCUGUCCAUCGUCUCCAGCUGGGGGAACCAUAACGGUGAUCUGCCGCGGCCGUCUCACCCCAAGGAGGCCCCUCCUGCACAAGACAAAGAGGAAAUGUUUCCGGGCUUAGCCCGGCUACUAGCGAGGGUGGCCAUGGAGGAUCGGACAGUGAUAAUCACGUCGGUGAACGAGGCUUGGGCACGGAACGGCUCCCUGUUGGAUCUCUACCGUCAGAGCUUCAAGAACGGUGAGGACACGGAACACCUCCUCAACCACGUCCUCGUUGUCGCCCUCGACCCUGCCGGCUUCCGCCAUUGCAAUAUUGUGCACCCCCACUGCUAUCUCCUUGGGGCGACCAACGAUAAUUUCACCUCGGCUGCACAGUUCAUGUCCAAAGAGUAUCUCGAUCUCGUCUGGACCAAGCUCUCUCUCCAGCGGCGCGUCCUUGAACUCGGCUACAACUUCCUCUUCACCGAUACAGAUAUGAUAGUGUUGCGCAAUCCGUUCCGGCACAUCACUGUGCAUGCAGACAUGAGUGUCUCCUGCGAUAGCUUCUCCGCAACGCGUGCUCCCCUGGACAACCGGGUCAACACUGGGUUCUACUACAUGAAGGCGACGAACCGGAGCAUGGAGCUUCUCCGGUACUGGCAGGCGGCGAGGACUAGGUUCCCGGGCGACCACGACCAGGGCGUCUUCUACAACAUCAAGCACGAGCUAGUCGAGAAGCUCAAGGUCCGGAUCGAGCCCCUUGAUACGGUCUACUUCAGCAAUUUCUGCGAGUACCACAACGACCUGGGCAGCGCCUGCACCAUGCACGCUGCCUGCUGCAAAGGUCUUGACAACAAGGUGCAUGACCUCAUGGACAUGGCCGCUGUUUGGAAGAAUUACACAAGCCUUGCGCCGGAGGAGAGGAAGAAGAUGGGUGGGAAGCUCAAAUGGACCGUCCCAGCCCGAUGCUAUAAGUCCAUGGGGUGGCACUAGCUACUAGAGAAAGGGCUGCACGUCCCUGACGGCCAGAAUUUGAAGCCCAUGGCGUGUGUAACUAACUGUAAACCUGUUCUUGAGCAAAGCAUGAAUGCACACCGACGCGGUUCAGUUCUUGAAAAUUUGACACGUACGCUUGUUAAUGUACUGUGAUACGACUUGCAUCCGUAUAUAUAUAAUAUAUGUAUCACAACCACGCA